Messenger RNA from Gastrolobium bilobum, 4262 nucleotides. Its product is annotated as nuclear pore complex protein NUP133. Lineage: Eukaryota; Viridiplantae; Streptophyta; Magnoliopsida; Fabales; Fabaceae. Gene Ontology annotation, molecular function: structural constituent of nuclear pore; protein binding. Bases 68 to 4021 code for a protein of 1317 amino acids. The transcript has 8 exons. The record is from RefSeq and is a predicted model, not a curated record. Gene Ontology annotation, biological process: transcription-dependent tethering of RNA polymerase II gene DNA at nuclear periphery; poly(A)+ mRNA export from nucleus; protein import into nucleus. Gene Ontology annotation, cellular component: nuclear pore outer ring.
AUGUUUUCUUGUGUGAGUGAAAAGUGAAAACCCCAUAAACCCUAAAACCUGGCGAUUCUGAACGAUCAUGUUUUCUUCUGGAAAGAAGAAGAGCAACGCGAGCUCUUGGAGAGAGCAAGGUCACGGUCCCACACCGCUGGAUUCUCCGAUCACUCCUCUUCGAACCUCCGUCAUCGGAAACGCCAUCCCUAACCGCCCAAGCACCGGAACACCCGCUCCUUGGGCUCCUCGCUUAUCUGUCCUUGCCAGGGUUCGAAGUGGAAAAGGUGACAAUACAGAUCCAAUUAAACCUGUUUUUGUUGCGGAGUUUCCUCAAGUGGUUCGUGAUGAGCAAGCCACGUUGCUGCAUAAACGAGUUCCUGUUGAAUAUUGCGCGUCUGGUGGGAUCGACAAGAGUACAUCCCUUGCUUGGAUUAUUUGUGGAAACAGGGUCUAUCUUUGGAGUUACUUGUCUCCUGUGUCUUCUACGAAAUGUGUUGUUCUUGAAAUUCCUUUGAACGAUGGAGACAUUGGCGAAAAUGAUGUUGUUGGUAAUUGGUUGUUUUGUGUGGUUAAUUGUGAUGCUGCGUCUGCGGGGACGAAUAAAGUUGCAAAACAUUGUAACUCUGUUGCUGUUGUUUUGUGUAAUCGAAAAACUCGGGCUGUUGUAUACUGGCCUGACAUCUAUUCUCAAUCACACAAUGCUCCGGUUACCAGUCUUGCUUCUUCUGAUGAGUUGGAGGCUAUUUUGACUCCUGAUGGGAAAACAUCAUCCUUCCACAGGCAGCGGCGGCAAAGUAAGCUGGGAAGUAGUUUGAAUGGAUUGCACACAUUUAACUCUUUGAUUGCUUCUGCAGUUCCUGGUUGUGAGUUUGUAUGCAUUGCCCUUGCAUGUAGCUCAAGUGGUGAACUUUGGCAGUUUCAGUGCGGUCCUUCUGGCAUUCGUCGAACGAAAGUAAAUGAAAAUAUUAUUCAUUUCCUUCCCCAAGGUGGUGAUUCAGGUCAACCCAUUAGCAAAAAAGGGUACCCGAGGUCGCUGACAUGGUGUUUUCCGCACCAUUCUUCUAAGGAGUCAAAUUGGCAAUUUUUGGUAUUGACUGACCAUGAGAUACAGUGUUUCAGGGUAGAGUUUGGUUCUGAUAUACAUGUUUCAAAGCUUUGGUCUCAGGAAAUUGUUGGAACAGAUGCUGAGGUUGGCAUUAAGAAGGAUUUGGCUGGUCAAAGGGGAAUCUGGCCUCUUGAUGUGCAGGUAGAUGAUCAUGGUAAAGUGAUUACCAUUCUUGUUGCAACCCUUUGUAAGGACCGGAUUAGCAGUUCAAGCUACUUGCAGUAUUCUCUUCUGACCAUGCAAUAUAAAUCAUGGUUGGGUGUAGAGACUACAAAUGACAGGAUUUUGGAGAAAAAAGCCCCGAUUGAGGUGAUAAUCCCUAAAGCUAGAGUUGAAGAUGAAGACUUCUUGUUUUCCAUGAGGCUUCGGAUAGGGGGGAAGCCUUCAGGAUCUACAGUCAUAAUAUCUGGGGAUGGAACAGCAACUGUCUCCCAUUAUUAUAGAAACUCUACACGACUCUAUCAAUUUGAUUUACCCUAUGAUGCUGGAAAAGUACUAGAUGCUUCAAUCCUUCCUUCUGCAGAUGAUUAUGAAGAAGGUGCAUGGGUUGUAUUAACAGAGAAAGCUGGAAUAUGGGCAAUACCCGAGAAGGCUGUCAUACUUGGAGGGGUUGAACCACCUGAGCGAAGCUUAUCUCGCAAAGGCAGCUCAAAUGAAAGAUCUGCACAAGAAGAGAUAAGAAAUCUUACGUUUGUAGGUAAUUUUGCUCCUAGAAGGGCUAGCUCUGAAGCAUGGGGUACUGGAGAUAAACAAAGGGCGGUUUUGAGUGGGAUUGCACGUCGAACUGCGCAAGAUGAAGAAUCAGAAGCUUUAUUGAAUCAUCUUUUCAAUGAAUUUUUAUCAUCUGGGCAAGUUGACAGGUCUCUUGAAAAGCUAGAAGCUUCAGGUUCAUUUGAAAGGGAUGGAGAAACCAAUGUUUGUGUGCGGAUGAGCAAAUCAAUCAUUGACACCUUAGCUAAACACUGGACAACAACUAGAGGUGCAGAGAUUUUGGCCAUGGCUGUUGUUUCCACCCAACUCUUGGAAAAACAGCAGAAGCAUCAACAGUUCCUUCACUUUCUUGCCUUAUCCAAAUGUCACGAGGAGCUGUGUUCUAGGCAGAGACAUGCAUUGCAAAUUAUCUUGGAGCAUGGGGAAAAGUUAUCUGCAAUGAUUCAGCUGAGGGAACUGCAAAAUAUGAUUAGCCAGAAUCGUUCAACUAGUGUUGCCUCCUCAAAUUCUAGUUUGGAUAUUCAGAUGUCAGGCGCCCUUUGGGACAUGAUACAAUUAGUUGGUGAGAGAGCUCGUCGGAAUACUGUCCUUCUGAUGGAUAGAGAUAACGCUGAAGUGUUCUACAGCAAGGUUUCAGAUCUUGAAGAUUUCUUUUACUGCUUAGAUGUAGAGUUGGAAUAUUUUAUAAAACCAGAGCACCCAUUUGGAAUCCAGAUACAGAGGGCAUGUGAACUCUCUACUGCAUGUGUUACCAUAAUUAAGACAUGCUUCAACUAUAAGAAUGAGAACCGUUUAUGGUAUCCACCUCCUGAAGGUUUAACACCUUGGUAUUGUCAACCUGUGGUACGCAAAGGGAUUUGGAGUGUUGCUUCCGUCCUACUUCAGUUGUUAAAUGAAAUAUCUGGGCUUGAUAAAAAAGCAAAAUUAGAUUUGUAUAAUCAUUUAGAAGCACUAGCUGAAGUGCUACUCGAGGCAUAUUCAGGUGCUGUUACAGCUAAAAUUGAGUGUGGAGAAGAACACAAAGGUCUAUUAAAUGAAUAUUGGGAGAGGCGAGAUGCUCUUCUUGAAUCUCUUUAUCAACAAGUCAAAAAAUUUGAAGCUACCCAUAAGGAUUCAAUUGAAGGAGCUGAUGAGCUGAGUGAAGAAGCCAUUAUGAAGGUUACUUCACAUCUGCUAUCAAUUGCCAAACGUCAUGGAUGCUACGAAGUUAUGUGGACAAUAUGUUGUGAUGUAAAUGACUCAGAAGUACUGAGAAAUAUAAUGCAUGAAAGCUUGGGACCUAAUGGGGGAUUUAGUUACUAUGUCUUCAAGAAGCUUUAUGAAAGAAGACAAUUUUCGGAGCUUUUAAGGCUAGGGGAAGAAUUUCCAGAAGAGCUAUCCAUUUUCCUGAAGGAGCAUCCAGAUCUACUUUGGCUUCAUGAUUUGUUCCUUCAUCAAUUUUCCUCUGCUUCAGAAACACUUCAUGCACUGGCUCUCACUCAAAACAUGCAGUCUAACUCAGUUGCUGAAGAGGAAGAAGAACAGGUGUCUAUGAAGUUGAAACUAAAAUUGUCUGACAGAAAGAAUCUUUUAUAUCUCUCUAAGAUAGCUGCCUUUGCAGCUGGUAAAGAUGCUGGUACUCAGGUGAAGGUGGAUCGCCUUGAGGCUGAUUUGAAGAUUCUAAAAUUACAGGUGGAAGUAAUGAAACGUCUACCUUCCAUUGGAGAUAAGCAACUUGUUGAAGAUGAGCUGCUUCAUCCAGAAGACUUGAUUAAUUUGUGUCUGGAAGGUGAAGAGCGAGAACUGUCAUUGUGGGCCUUUGAUGUGUUUGCAUGGACCAGUUCCUCAUUUCGCAAAAUCCACAAAAAACUUUUGGAGGAUUGCUGGAAGAAGGCUGCCAGUCAGGAUGAUUGGAGUAAAUUCCAUGAUUCAUACAUAGUUGAAGGGUGGAGUGAUGAGGAAACCCUGCAAAACUUGAAAAAUACUAUUCUUUUCCAGGCUUCAAGCAGGUGUUAUGGACCCCGAAGUGAAACCUUUGAAGAAGGAUUUGACCAAGUAUUGUCCUUGAGACAAGAAAAUAUGGAGACUUCUUUUAUGGGGGAUAUGAGUUCUUCAGUUGAAACAAUAUUGAUGCAGCACAAGGAUUUCUCAGUUGCAGGCAAGCUUAUGCUAAUGGCAAUCAUGUUGGGGAGUGAGCAUGGUGGUGAUAUCAGAAUCGAAGAAUGGCCUUCCCCUAUGGAAUAGUAGGGCCAUAGAUCGUUCCUAUCCGUAAUACAAAUUAAGUUGGUGUGGUUUUGUACUAGCAUGACUUGUGGAAUGCAUUUAUUGUGUUCAUUCCUCUUUUAUAAGCAUGCAUUGUAUUCACACCUUGACCGUGGAUGAUAUUGAUGAUUCUGCUGAAUAGAAGUAACAUAUAGUACAAAUACACCAAUAUUAAAACUUAAAAGAAGAGAAAUCUUAAUGUACUCCACAGACAAUUCUUUAA